AUGGCGGCUGGCCUUCGGCAACUGUCUCUUUUGCUGGUCACGUGUCUUUGUUUCUCAGACGCACAAGGUACAACAGGAAGUCCGUCCGCUACCGAUCUCGAUACUGAUACCACGCUGUCGAACACAGCCGAUGGGCCGACCACGCCGGCUGCAACGGAGAUACCGUAUGCCUGUCCGUCGUCGCGCAACAAAUGGCACACCUGCUAUUCCGGUUGCUUGGAACCGCCCUGGAAGCAGUUCUACUGUCAUUGCGAUGAUCUUUGCCUAACGUACGACGACUGUUGCCCGGACUACGAGGAGUACUGCGGGGUCGGAACGUUCGACGUCGAUGAGAUGACAACGGUCGGAGUCGGUGUUACCGACGGGGAUAGACGUUCCGGUAGCGAGAAUACAGCAGAAUACAUGAGGUGCAUCCAGACGGACGAGUUUGACCCUGAGGGAUCUAGACCCCGGUCUGGGUUCUGGCUUGUGGCUGUCUGUCCGCCGGACUGGACUGGGGCUGCCGCGGUCACUGAGCUGUGCGAGAAGACGAUUGGGAUGGACGGACUUGCUGCCGUACCGGUGGAAGGAUUCGACAGACGACAUUACCGGAAUGUCUACUGCGCCAUGUGCCACGGGCUACCUCACACUAAUGUCACCUUUUGGACCAUCUCCUACAAAGACAAGAAGACGUCGGGUAUUAGGUUCCUUCCCAACAGCAUUGUCCUACAAAUUGCUAGAGGUCAGGUUCUAAGCGACCACUACCAGAAAUUAUUCAGCCCUCCCAACUUCCAAGACGCAGAGUACUUAGCGCCCUCUAUGCUUCGAACAUGUUAUAUUUUGGACGCGAUUUCUUGUCCAAUCAGCGACCCCCGUGCGGUAGAGCUCUGCCUUAGACACUACGCGCCAUUCAUGUGGAACGGGACGACCUACCGAAAUUUCGCUUGCGUUCGGUGCGACGACACACCUUUUCCUCCCACCUAUGUUUUUUCGAAAUGGUGCGACUCUCCUCGAGGUGGUGGCAGGCCUGCCUCCAUGGCUACACUGCUGGUUUUCUCUGACCGCACAGACAUCGGCGGACAUCUCACUGUUGCUGGGUCUGUGGGCAGCGACACUGCCUGCACACACCGUCAAAUCUACGAUCCUUUUUCGUCCUCCUGCCUAGACCUGAGUUGCCCGGAAGGCUUCGCGCUACGCGACGGCGGCGUGGGAUGCGCGAGAAUUCGCGAGACUGAGAAUGAAUCAACUGGCCUGAAGUCCAACGUCGAGGUCGCCCUCACCGUCAUGGUUAGUCUGGACAUGGAUACUGAAGCUCAACACACGAAUCGACUGAAUGAAAGUUGGGAAGAAGUUGCUCACCAAGCUGCUAAAGAUUAUCAGUCCACCACCUCCCUUUGCGAAUUGGACGAGGAAAUGACAGAGAACAAUCAGGUCGACCGAGACGAUGAAUUAUGUGACGACUUUAGCGUCCAGUGGUCAUGCACAAUGGACGUCGCCAUCCUGGAUUCUACACCCGGAUGUCUGUCAGGCAGUGUCUUAGCGUGCAGCAUCAACGUGUCUUUCAACAUUCUGUCGCCCUUAGUUGACCAUAUCAUUGCUCAGAACGAUGAACUCUCCAGCAAGUGCUUUGUCAGUCGAGUCGGGAACCACACCAUUCGACCUGACUAUCUGGCAGUCUUAACUCCUUGCGACAAACUGUCCAAUGAUACUGAAGAGGAGUCUAACUUUAACAACGCUUUCACUUUGAAAGUUGCGUACGUUCGGGACAAGGACUCGGGACACUUUGUGGUCUCGCAGAAUGAUUCCUGCGCGGAGUUGCUAGUCGACUGCCCUCUGUUGACAUUUUCAAAAGAUGAUUACGUCAUCACUGGCGCCCUCAACGACUCGAUUAGACUCACGGCGCACGACCGCCUGCUCCGUAGUGGCGAGUUUGAGAUAAAGUCCGAUGGGGAUGUAGAGGUGUGUAACUUUCUUCAACCCUCUGCCGACCCUCCUUACAUGAAGUUUGGCCCCGCCCAGGACAUUCUCACAGCCACCGGCAGUAGCUUGUCCCUGAUUGGUCUGGUUGUCACAAUCGCUACCUACGUCGCGUUCCCGUCUCUGCGUCGCAACGCGGCGGGUCGGGCACUCAUGAGUCUGGUGGCGGCGCUCUUUAUUGCCCAGUUAACAAUGCUCAUUGGUCUUAAUCGCACUGACGUCCCCACUCUCUGCGUCACAUUCGCGAUCAGUUCCCAUUACUUCUGGCUCGCCGCGUUCUUCUGGAUGAACAUCCUUGCCGUGGACAUCUACCGCACCUUCGGCAUCGGCACCAGCCUAAGUGACCCCAACAAAAGGUCAUUCUUUCGCUACGCCCUCUACGGCUGGGGCGCGCCAACCGUCAUCGUCGCCACCGUCGCCGUCUUGAGCUUCUGCGACUGCGUGGACGCCGACGUCUCCUACGGCACUGCGCGUGCGUGCUGGGUCGGCAACGGGACAGCCAAUCUGGUGUCCUUUGGCGUACCGAUUGUUGUGAUUCUCUGCUCCAAUGCGGUCCUAUUUUCUCUGACCGUUGCGGGGGUCAAGAGGACGCGGAUGGCAUCCAAGCGGAUGAAUAUCACCCAGGGGCAGAGCGGAUCGGCGGCAAAUAGGCCUAACAACGACCUUUUCCUGUACCUGAAGCUAACAGCUAUCAUGGGUUUCACCUGGGUCUUCGGCUUCGUAGCCUCCUUCUCAGGCGUCGAGUUCUUCUGGUACCUCUACAUCGUCCUGAACUCCACCCAGGGGGCGCUCGUCUGCCUGGCCUUCGUCUGCAACCGGCGCGUGAUGGCCAUGUGGAGGGCAUGGCUUGACUCACGGCGCGGACGUCCAGGAGCGUCCGCGUCGGGUCGAGGUCAAAGGUCAUCCAAAUCGGCCGUGCCCCAACAGAGCCAAGCGGAGAGUGUAACCAAAGGCACAGAUAUGUAAAUAAAGGUACAAAGGAACAUCUGCUUUUGACGCAUUUUCUUUUUCUUUCCGUUUCAAGUAACAAAAUUUCUCAAAAUCUGAAGAAGGGUGCAUAGCAACUAACUUAUUGAAGUUUAUGCUACAUGAAUACUCACUUUUAAAAAAACAGAGAAAAAUACGUAUGCGCAAUUUUUGGGACUCUUAACUGGAUGUUAACGGACGUAAAAAAAUGUGCCCGCGGGCACAUUUUCUGAAACCAGAUUCAAGGAUUGUUUUCUUCAGAAUGAUACCAUUUCAGGCGGAAUAAUUUCACAGGGUAUUUGGUACCAGUCCUAUCUUCACAUGUCCUCGUUAAAUCGUUAGGUACGUUUGCGGAUAGUUGCAAAAUGUUCCUACGUGCUUUUAAUU
Patiria miniata (bat star) is the source of this 3309-nucleotide messenger RNA. RefSeq lists its product as uncharacterized. Gene Ontology annotation, cellular component: membrane. The transcript has 4 exons. Gene Ontology annotation, biological process: G protein-coupled receptor signaling pathway; cell surface receptor signaling pathway. Lineage: Eukaryota; Metazoa; Echinodermata; Asteroidea; Valvatida; Asterinidae. Bases 1 to 2922 code for a protein of 973 amino acids. The record is from RefSeq and is a predicted model, not a curated record. Gene Ontology annotation, molecular function: G protein-coupled receptor activity.